AUGCAGUCCGAUAAUUUCAAAUACUACCAACAUGACCGAACAACCCCCGCGAAGAAGAAGUGCCUCGGCGCCGACUGCGAAAACGAUGCCGGCACCCUCCAAUGCCCCAAGUGCUUGAGCCUGGGCAUCAAGGGCAGCUUCUUCUGCUCCCAGGAUUGCUUCAAGAAGAACUGGAACACCCACAAGGAGCUUCACAGGCUUGCCAGUCCCGAAACCUACAACCCCUUCCCUACCUUCGCCUACACCGGUCCUCUCCGUCCCGUCUACCCUCUUUCGCCGAGGCGUGUGGUUCCUAAGUCGAUUCCCCACCCCGACUAUGCCGAGAGCGGUAUUCCCGGCGGCGGCCGUACAAGGUCCAACAAGAUCGAGCAGCUAGACGAGAAGGGUCGCGAGGGUAUGCGCAAGGUCUGCCGCCUCGCCCGUGAGGUUCUCGACGUUGCCGCUGCCGCCAUCCGUCCCGGCAUCACCACCGACGACCUCGACAAGAUUGUGCACGACGCCUGCAUCGAGCGCAACUCGUACCCUUCGCCUUUGAACUACAACUUCUUCCCCAAGUCCGUCUGCACAUCGCUCAACGAGGUCAUCUGCCACGGCAUCCCCGACAAGCGGGUCCUCGUGGAUGGCGACAUCCUCAACCUCGACGUCACCCUUUACCACGAAGGCUACCACGGCGAUUUGAACGAGACAUACUACGUUGGCGACAAGGCCAAGGCUGACCCCGACUCGGUGCGCGUCACCGAGACGGCCCGCGAGUGCUUGGAGGAGGCCAUCAAGCUGGUCAAGCCCGGCACCCUGUUCCGCGACUUCGGCAACGUGAUCGAGGCGCACGCCAAGAGCCGCGGCUGCAGUGUUAUCCGUACCUACGUCGGCCACGGCAUCAACAAGACCUUCCAUUGCCCGCCCAACAUUCCUCACUACGCUAAGAACAGGGCGGUUGGCGAGUGCAAGCCUGGCAUGACCUUCACCAUCGAGCCCAUGAUUGCGCUUGGCAAGUACCGUGAUGUCACCUGGCCCGAUAACUGGACCUCUACCACCAUUGAUGGCAAGAGGACCGCUCAGUUCGAACACACUCUCUUGGUCACUGAGACCGGUGUCGAGAUUUUGACGGCGCGCAAGGCCGACUCUCCUGGCGGCCCGGUACCCAUGCCUACUGCUACUGCUGCUUGA
Sordaria macrospora k-hell is the source of this 1167-nucleotide messenger RNA. The record is from RefSeq and is a predicted model, not a curated record. Lineage: Eukaryota; Fungi; Ascomycota; Sordariomycetes; Sordariales; Sordariaceae.